UCCACUAUCUGCUAAUUCUGCUCGGCUAAGUGGAGAAUGCAUCUAAUAAAACCUCAAUGAGUUCAAACUUGGACCACAGCACAAAAGUUAUACCUCGCUUGAUGGAUACUGGGAUCGGUGCUGGGUUGCGCAGUUCUUCCUGUACCUUGGAAGUACCCGUAUUAAUAAUGCUUAGCUGUGUUUAUCGCUCCACAAGACCCAUAUCCCCAAUCUCAGUUUAGUUCUAGUCCUCAGAUGCAGCGACCGGCCGACCAGGGCGCGGGGCGGAUUCGGUGUCUUUUCAGGUGUCUGCGCCGAAAGUAUCAUUGGCCAUUCGCGGCAAAUUUAUAUUCUGUCCAAAUGUUGUGAUUUGUUCGAUGCCGUACUGUCCGAAGUUUGAAGAUGGCAAGAUUUUAAUCUAUGAUGAAUCUCAAUAUACCUAGACUUCUCUAUGGAAGUAAUUUUCGUUAAAUAGUUGGCUCCCAUUCUCUCUAUUCAAGAGCACGCCGCAUUUCACAUUCCAAGUCCUGAAAAGUUCAUACAUUCUCUUAUCUAAAAAAAGAAAGUUAGUCUUGCAUAAUAGGUAAGUCUCUCUUAGAUCCUUGAAAUCUGCUUGCCAUGUUUUGCCAUUUUCGCUGAUAAAUUGUAGGCAUGAAGAACUCGUUAUCUUUAGCGGUAGCUGCCGCUGCCUUGGGUCUCGUUUCAGCUCAAAGCACAGUCUUGAACCCUGCUACAACCACGGUGGUUUCCACUUCUACACCAUCUCUUUUCCCUAACGAAGUGGUUCAAUUGACUGAUGGUGUCCUCGACACCGUUGCUUCUGCCAUUGCCAAUGAAUCUAUAUCAAAUCUUUUUGCUUUUGACACUAAUUCCACCGUCUCGAAACGAAAAACAAAAGUGUGCAAGCUUCUCCCUGGCGAUGCAUUGUGGCCUAUUACUUUGAUUUGGGAUAUUUUCGACAUCCUCCUUGGUGGAGCUCUGAUCAAAAGUACUCCUUUGGCUGCGGUCUGUUACCCAGAUUGGCCAGAAUAUGAUGCAACUAAAUGUGCAUCAGUCACAGCUGCUUGGUUAACUUCGGAACUCCAGUAAGUAGCUCAAGUCAUUUUCAAGUCUCAACGAGUGCUAACUUUGACACAGUGAGGCCGAUCCAACGUCAAUUCAAUUACCUCUCUACCAGGGUCGUAGUUGUAUGCCUCCCGGAUUUAAUUACACGGACAUUUGUGAACAAGGUGGUUAUCCGACGUAUGUCGUUAACGCCACAAAUGUAGCACAAAUUCAACUCGCUGUCAAUUUCGCAAGAAAUCUUGAUAUUUCCGUUGUCAUUAAGAAUACUGGUCACGACUUCAACGGUAAAGCAUCUGGCAAGGGUGCACUCACCAUAUGGACUCAUCAUCUCAAAGAUAAAGCUUAUUACCCCAACUUCGUAGCUGCCAACGGUUACACUGGGCCUGCUAUCAAGGUUGGUUCUGCCAUUCUGGUACACGAGGCUUAUGAAUAUGCCAAGACCUUGGGAGGAAGUGUAGUCGGCGGUGAAGCUGCCACUGUAGGAAUGGGUGGUGGUUAUAUUGCUGGCGGGGGGCACUCACCUUUGAGCAGUAUGUAUGGUAUGGGAUCCGAUCAAGUCUUGGCUAUGGAGGUUGUUCUUGCCAAUGGUAAAUUUAUCAGUUGCAAUUCUAAAACCAACUCCGACGUCUUUUGGAUGCUUCGCGGGGGCGGGGGUAGUACCAUUGGUGUCGUAACAUCUCUUACUGUCAAGUUACUCCCCAAACUCGAAACCACUACUGUUACUUUCAACUUCACCGUUGCAGACACCCCUGGCAAUGACUCUUUCUGGGGAGGUAUUCAAGCUUACAUCGACAACGCUGAAGCCUUCGUUGAUGCCGGUACUUAUGGGUAUUAUUACCUUGGAGCUAGCGCCGUUGAAAUUGGAACCGAUGUCGGUGGUAGUGAUGCUUACUACUUCCGUAUGGAAUCUUUCGUUGCACCAAACAUGACCGUUGCUCAGACCCAAGCACUUCUCAAGCCAUGGUUUGACGUCCUCGAUAGCUUGAAUAUCACUUAUACUCCUUGGUACAACCACGCCGAUAACUUGUAAGUCAUCACGAAACAUCCUUUUCUUGUCUACCACCACAAACUGAAGAUACUAACGCUCAUUUCCAGCCAUGAUGCAUGGUUUCCUUCUUUCCCCGAAGAAUAUGUCGGCACUGACGUUGUCAAAACCGCAUCUCGCCUCAUGCCUCGCUCUGUCUUUGCAGACGAUGAUCUUCGCAAUCAAACAUUCGCCGCUCACAGAUCAGCUAUUGAACAAGGCUUCUUCAUCGCCGGCUUCCACGUUUCGGGAACCGGUAUUGCAGUCAAGCCACCAACAGAUUCCGCUGUUCUGCCUGCUUGGCGUGAUGCCAUCAUGCACACCGUCGUUGGAGGUGAAUUUGAGGCCACAAGCACCUGGGCUGAAAUCGAAACCGUUACCUAUGCCGUUACAAAUUUCAUGGAUGUUUUCCGUGCCAUUGCUCCCGACUCGGGCGCCUAUAUGUCAGAAGGUGAUCUCAUUGAACCUAAUCAAACAGUCGCUUUCUACGGUACUAAUUAUGAUGAGCUGUAUGCGAUGAAGCAAAGAUAUGACCCUACAGGCGUGUUUUUCGCCCUCACCGCUAUUGGGUCCGUGGAUUGGGAAAUCCAGACGGUUGAUGCUCUUCCCAAUAGUUGGAAUACGAACGGGAGACGUUGCCCGGUUUAAGAGAUAGUGGUGGAGAUUUUGUAUAGAAACUUAAAUUGUCUGUAAAGACUAGAAGAAUACAUAGCUAAUGUUAAUAAUAUUUCAAUGAUUUCGUUCCAUCCUUCAUCGGCGGUCGAGAGUUGAAGAUUGUGUUUGCAACGAAUGGUGACUAUUUGGCAACAUUUUCCUUUUUGUGAGUUUUAUUUAGAAACCAGUAUGAAAGACAGGAAUAUAUAAGGACGAACAGUACUCAAUCGACCAAUAUCAAGCUAAGAUACCCGAAGCAUCCCUUGGUUUAAAGCUUUUGAGUAGCCAGAGCAUUAAUUGGGGUUUUCAUUUUAAGAAGGUGUAGAGGGGUUGAACAGGACAAUGUUCAAGAGGGAGGAGCCAAAGAGCCAAAGAGCUAAUGAGCCAAUGCGAGCUUGGUUCUUUAAGGGUCAAUAUUAUAAAUUAGUACAGAAUAUCGAGGAAUGAAUUUAAGAAGUUUAAUAAGCAAAUGAAAAUUACAAGCAUCUACUCAUAUAUAAUUUUUGGAUUACUUCGGGCUUGAAAUACCUAAUAUAUUAAUAGGUGAUAUUAUAUACAAUUAUUUGAUAUAAUACAGAAUAUUU
Molecule: messenger RNA, 3306 nt
Organism: Sclerotinia trifoliorum
Lineage: Eukaryota; Fungi; Ascomycota; Leotiomycetes; Helotiales; Sclerotiniaceae
Source: the annotation of a GenBank genome assembly